AUCCAGGAAGGGCGUACCGGACUCGCUAUCUAAGCACCUGAAGGAGGAUCAUCCUCUGCGAGCGAUCUCAUUCGGAGUGAACAGCACUUGGUUCUUCAAAGAAGCCCCGCGAAGCGGGAAAAACGGGUCAUAUUGUCUUUCCAGCUCAGCUGCUGUUUAUUACCCUCGCAUCCAUGAGAUCUAUCAGUCUGAUGAGGUCAUAAAUUGGGUAGCAUUCGGUGCGAAGGGGGAUUACGUCGUAGACACAGACGAGAAGAUUUAUUGGCACUCCGAAGAACGCGUAGUGCGUACAUACAAAGAAGGAGGAAACCAAGUUCCCUUGCGAUGCGCAUCAUUCGGGUGCGAUGGCGCAUGGGUUGUUGUGGAAGACGACGGCGUCAUACGUUCUGCGGGCUUAUCGGCGAAGAUCAAGGCUGCCUUGGACAAGAAGCCCGUCAGGGUAGGCAUCGUAU
Messenger RNA from Phanerochaete carnosa HHB-10118-sp, 452 nucleotides. RefSeq lists its product as uncharacterized. The transcript is spliced from 2 exons. NCBI's taxonomy places the organism in Eukaryota, Fungi, Basidiomycota, Agaricomycetes, Polyporales, Phanerochaetaceae. The annotation marks the transcript as partial. The record is from RefSeq and is a predicted model, not a curated record.